Rhinopithecus roxellana (golden snub-nosed monkey) is the source of this 2555-nucleotide messenger RNA. It is a transcript of the gene FBXO48, whose product is annotated as F-box protein 48. Gene Ontology annotation, molecular function: protein binding. The transcript has 3 exons. Bases 232 to 699 code for a protein of 155 amino acids. Gene Ontology annotation, biological process: SCF-dependent proteasomal ubiquitin-dependent protein catabolic process. The record is from RefSeq and is a predicted model, not a curated record. Gene Ontology annotation, cellular component: SCF ubiquitin ligase complex. Lineage: Eukaryota; Metazoa; Chordata; Mammalia; Primates; Cercopithecidae.
ACUUCCUUUCCCGAGCUCAGACGCCCUGGAAAAAACUACCAAUCCCUAAAGGCACUGCGCGCCCCUCUCGGCGCCUGCGCGAGUUCCGAGCCAGCAGGGUGAGGCUCAGGUGGGCGGGAAGAGAAGAGCUAUGGGGAAAGAUUCGAAUUCCGGAGGAUUUAAAUCGCGGGAGGAGAAGCCACCGCGGCCCAGUAGGUUACAUAUGAGGAUAGUUUACUAAAACAUUAAGCUAUGCAUAAAAACUCCAAGAGAAACAGUAAUCCAAGAGUUUCUCACACAGAAGCGAACUCUGUGGAUGCUGAGAAGGAAAAAAAUGAGAGUGAAAACAACUUUGUUGAACUGCUGCCUCAAGAACUCACUUUUAAAAUUUUCAGUCAGCUGGACAUUCGGAGUUUGUGCAGGGCUUCAUUGACAUGCAGGAGCUGGAAUUACGCAAUAAGAAACAGUGACUCUUUAUGGAAACCUCACUGCAUGACUGUAAGAGCUGUGUGCCGAAGAGAAAUAGAUGAUGAUCUAGAAAGUGGUUAUUCCUGGAGGGUAAUACUGCUGAGGAAUUACCAGAAGAGUAAAGUGAAACACGAAUGGCUAAGUGGCAGAUACAGCAACAUUUGUUCUCCCAUUAGCCUACCAGAAAAAACCAUGUACCCAAUGGAUGCAGAUACAUGGGGAGAAAUUCUAGAAGCAGAACUGGAAAGAUAAGGAGGAAAAAAAAUCACAAACAAAUCUCAGGUCUUUGAAAAUUUAAAACUCAAAUGAGUCUUAGGUUGCAAAAGCUAUAUCUUUAUUCGUUCAUUUUGUUGUUGUUCACCUUUUUAAAAGAAAGUGAAAUGGAAAUAUAAAAGUAAAGCUUUAUUUUUGUUUUGCACUUUAGUAAAAUUUUUCUGCUUUUAUUGUAAUGUGGAAAAAUCAUGAAAUGUUAUUUUUAUAAGAAAUAGUAUACUGAUAGAGUGAUUUCCAAAUAUAAUGUUUCGUGUAUUUGUGUUAAUAUAUUCGCAAUACUAAAUGAAAGAGUGAUUUGUAUGUUCAGCUUAAUGAUAAUUCAAAAUUUCAGGAAGCCACUUGAGACUGACUUAAAGAUUCAUUAAGUGUUGGAUAUAACUUGGCUUAUGGGAAGACUAGCUAAGUGAAAUUAAUAGCAAUACAUUUAAAUUAAUACAUUGGCAUUUUAAUGACUUUAACAUUUCUAUUUCAGUGGAAUCAGAUUGAAAUGUCAAAUAAUGAAACUAUUUUAAAUGUGUUAAGCCUGUGGUUUAGUUUUAAGUUAAUGUCAUCCUAGGGCUAAAGCUUAUCCAGUUGAGAUUCCCAUUACUUUUAUAUAAACCUGGAAUGGCUCUCAGGAGCUGAAAGUAUGUGGAAAGUUUCCAGAACACUUAACUACCAUCAGAAUGCCACACUAGCCUGGUAAAACUCUCUUUCUGACAGCCUUAUAGCACCAUCUAGUGUGCUAUUCUUAGAUACCAAGACAAAGGGCUUACAGCUCCUUUUUGUUUUCUCCAUAUUAAAAACUAUUAUUCUAAAGAAUCCUUAACACUUGUCUUUGUUAAAGUGUAUAACUUUUUAGGAAUCUUUAUUUUAAUUUUUUAAAACUUUUGUUUCUCUUUUUUCAUAAAACAUGAUAUACUACUCACUAUCACAAAUUGUUUAUUCUGAAUCUGUGGUUACCACCAUAGUAAAAAGUGUCUACAAAAUGCUUUAGUUAGGCUUUAGUUAGUGUGGGGUUUUCUUCUUAAAAACUGUUCUCUAUAGCAUUAAAUAUAAGAAUCCAGAAAAGUAAUAUUUAACAAAUAGGCAAAUAUUAGAAAGAUGCCCCCAUUAUAUGCAAAUUCCCUAUGUUGAAUAGAGCAGUAGAUAAUUAAUUGUCUCCUACUAUCUUCUUAGAGUUGGAAGAUUCCUUGAAAAUCAGGCAGUCAAGUUUCCAGGACUAUUCAGUAAUUUUCUCAAUAGGAACACUGUCAGUCAGCCAGCCCAAGCUCAAAUCCUGUACUUCUACUAAUAGCGUUAUCUGUUAUGUCACAGAACAGUCCAGUUGUAGUCUAGGCUUGAACUGAAGACCACCUCUCUGUAAUGUUUGCCUUCUAGUCCCACUUCCACCCUCUAGAACCAGGCUGAUUCAGUCCUUCCUCUCUAUGAUUGCCUGAUAUUUGAAGACUGCUGGCCUGUCUCUUCCUAGGUCUUCUCUCCAAUUCCACUGAUGAUUAUAGAGUAUAAUUUCUAGACCCAACAACAUUCUGUUCUGCCCAUUUACUCUUAACAAAAAAAAGGGGCUGUGCGCCAUGGCUCACGCCUGAUAUCCAAUCACUUUGGGAGGCCAAGGUGGGUGGAUCACCCGAGGUCAGAAGUUCAAGACCAGCCUAGUCAACACGGUGAAACCCCGUCUCUACUAAAUAUACAAAUAUUAGCCCGGUGUGGUGGUGGGCGCCUGUAAUCCCAGCUACUUGGGAGGCUGAGGCAGGAGAAUCGCUUGAACCUGGGAGGCAGAGGUUGCAGUGAGCCGAGAUCGCACCAUUGCACUCCAACCUGAGCAACAAGAGUGAAACUUCAUCUCAAAAAAAAAA